Nicotiana tabacum (common tobacco) is the source of this 609-nucleotide messenger RNA. RefSeq lists its product as uncharacterized. The record is from RefSeq and is a predicted model, not a curated record. Lineage: Eukaryota; Viridiplantae; Streptophyta; Magnoliopsida; Solanales; Solanaceae.
AUGAUUAGUACAAUCAUUUGGAAUAUAAGAGGAGUGGAAUCAAAAGGUGCCUUUGACAGGCUCAUCAAACUUGUUAAUUUUUACAAAGUUUCUUUUGUGGCCCUUCUUGAACCUUUUGUUCAUAGCUCUAAUUUAGAGCAAUACAAGAGGAAGUUGGGUUUCCAACAUACUAUUGCUAAUUGUAAUGGUAAGAUUUGGUGCUUCUGGGAUGCAGAUUAUACAUGUACUGUCAUUAGUAACUACAAACAACAACUGACUUUAUCAGUUCAACAUGCUAUGGUGCAGGACACCUACUGGGUAACCAUAGUAUAUGCAAAGACAAAGGCCAGGAGGAAAAAGAAAUUAUGGCAAAAACUGGAGCAGAUAAAGGACAUAAUUCAAGGUCCAUGGUCCAUGUUUGGAGACUUCAACUCCAUUAUGCAAGCCAUUGAGAAAAAAGGAGGCAGGCCUCAUAGGAUCAGGAAAAGCAAAGACUUUAUUAAUUAUAUGGAUGACUAUUGCAUGAUAGAUGCAGGUUACAUUGGUAAUGACUUCACAUGGUCUAAUAAUAGAAAGAGACGUAAAAGAAUCAGUGAGAGACUUGACAGAGUGCUCUACAAUGAUGAGUGA